AAACAAACACUCCAUUUAUAUAUAUCCACUUUAAAACAAUGUCAACAUCUCAAACUUCUCCACAAAUUCCCCCCAAGUAUUUAAGAGAGGAUCUACUUAGUGAUGAAUGUAAGAAAUUGCUCUUAACUCUACCAAAAGAAAAGGGUUGGCUUGCAUCACAUAUCUACAAUUACCAAGGGUUUUGGAUAGCACCAAGACAUCUACAAGGUGUGAUUGCAUGCCAACAACAGUUUCAAGCUCACGAUAGUGAUAUCAUCCUUGUUACAACUCCAAAAUCAGGAACAACUUGGCUAAAAGCACUUUUAUUUGCUCUGGUCAAUCGAAUGAAAUAUUCUAUUUUUGAACAAAAUCACCCUUUACUUGCCAAGAACCCUCAUGAUCUUGUUCCAUUUUUGGAGCUAAAACUUUAUGUUGAUGGUGGAGCCCCUAAUUUUUCAUCCUUCACUUCACCUAGACUCUUGUCAACUCAUUUGCCCUAUGCUUCAUUGCCAAAAUCUGUCCAAGAUUCAAGAACCAAACUUAUCUACUUAUGUAGGAAUCCUAGGGACACAUUUAUUUCUAUGUGGCAUUUCACAAACAAUUUAAAACUUGAUCACACCAAUACCAAUUCCAUCGAAGAAAUGUUUGAUUUUUUUUGUAAGGGUGUGAGUCUUUAUGGUCCGUUCUGGAAUCAUGUAUUGGAUUAUUGGACGAAAAGCAUAGAAAAACCUGACAAAGUAAUUUUUUUGAUGUAUGAAAAAAUUAAAGAGCAACCCAAAAUUCAACUUAAACGCUUGGCUGAAUUCUUAGAAUGUCCAUUUUCUAUUGAAGAAGAAAAUUAUGGAGUAGUGAAUGAAAUACAAAGAAUGUGUAGCUUUGAGAAUUUGAGCAAGUUAGAGGUGAACACAAAUGGAAAGUUGUCAUCUGGAGAGAAAAACAAAGCGUUCUUUCGUAAAGGGGAAGUUGGAGAUUGGAAGAAUUAUUUCACUAUAGAAAUGAGUGAAAAACUCAAUUAUAUUAUUGAACAAAAGUUUCAAGGCUAUGAAUUGAAGUUUUAAUAGAUUUAAUUGAGCACUGUAGACACGUGAUUUUUUAUCCUCCCCGAACUUUAACACAUUUGUAACAUUAAAUAUUUAUUAUUCCCAGUCUUUAUUUUAGCUUUUAGAUAUGGAGGAUUUGAUAUUAUUUUAGGGAUGAGUUUCUUAUCUCCCAAUCAUUGUGUCCUUAAUUGUUAUGCUAAAACUUUCACCAUAUCUAUGCCUGGAAUGGAAAGGUUAGAGUGGGAAUGUGUUUAUAAGCCUGCACCCUUAAGAUUUGAGUUUGCUAUUCAUGCCCAAGAUCCAGUUAAAAGGGGGUGUCAGGCAUUUCUAGCUCAUCUUUGGGAUAAUAGUACUUUAGUCCCUCCUAUUGCUUCAGUUUCAAUAGUAUGUGAAUUUCUAGAGGUGUUUUCUGAUGAUCUUCCUGGAAUGAUACCUGACUGUGAAAUUGACUUUUGUAUAGACUUAGAC
Messenger RNA from Capsicum annuum, 1487 nucleotides. Its product is annotated as cytosolic sulfotransferase 12-like. The coding region runs from base 39 to 1037 and encodes 332 amino acids. The transcript has a single exon. NCBI's taxonomy places the organism in Eukaryota, Viridiplantae, Streptophyta, Magnoliopsida, Solanales, Solanaceae. Gene Ontology annotation, molecular function: sulfotransferase activity. Gene Ontology annotation, cellular component: cytoplasm. Gene Ontology annotation, biological process: sulfation. The record is from RefSeq and is a predicted model, not a curated record.